Molecule: messenger RNA, 1229 nt
Organism: Panicum virgatum (switchgrass)
Lineage: Eukaryota; Viridiplantae; Streptophyta; Magnoliopsida; Poales; Poaceae
Product: transcription factor BHLH6-like
Exons: 5
Coding region: 108-965 (285 amino acids)
Biological process (GO): regulation of DNA-templated transcription
Cellular component (GO): nucleus
Molecular function (GO): DNA-binding transcription factor activity; sequence-specific DNA binding; protein dimerization activity
Source: RefSeq, a predicted model, not a curated record
CUAUAGCUGUUGGCACGCUCUCCCGUCCGGUCCGGGCCGUCGUCCCUCAUCCGCAACCACUGCGGUGCGCUCCGCCCAGCAGCAGCAGCGGCCGCCGCCCAAGAGCGAUGGAUCCGACCAUGGGUGAUAGCUUGGAGUGCCUCCUCUGGGACUGCCUCGAAUCCGAAGCGCUGCAGAGCUUGUGCAUCGGCGCCGACGGGGACGGCGGCGGCGGCGGCCAGCAGCACUGCGUCGGCUACUCCAGCUCCCCGGACGCCGGCUCCAACUCCUCUGCGGCGACCGCGGGCGCGGGAAGCAUCGGCAGCAGGCCCGGCAGCAGCAUCGUCGCCACGGAGAGGCGCCGCCGCCGGAGGCUCAACGACAGGCUCUACGCCCUCCGCAGCGUCGUCCCCAACAUCACCAAGAUGGACAAGGCGUCCAUCCUCAGGGACGCCAUCGAGUACAUCCUGCAGCUGCAGCAGCUCGAGCGCCAGCUGCUCGACGAGCUAGGCCUCCUCGAGGCCGGCGCGGGCGCGCACCACCUACUGGUCGGAACGCCAAUGCCGUCCGCCGGCGCGGCGGAAGACGACGACGACCGCGCGGGCCACGCCGCCGUGUCGCCGACGAGAAGGAUGAAACGGAACCCGUCCUUAUCCACCCCGGCGCCAUCCUCCCGCCACUGCCCCUCCUCGCCGCCGGUCGACGCUCUGCAGGUGAGGGUGUCGGGCGCCGGGGAUAAGGUGCUGGUGGUGAGCGUCGCGUGCCGCCACCGGAGGGACGCCGUUGCCAAGCUGUGCCGCGCGCUCGAGGGGCUCCGCCUCCGCGUCAUCGCCGCCAACGUCACCGCCGCGUCGGGGACCGUGACGCACACAGCGCUCGUCCAGAAAGAAAAAAUGCAUCAGACAGAGAUGAAGGAAAUGGUUGAGAUAGCAAUCACCCGACUUGAUGAUGUCAAUGGAAGUCCACUUAGCAGUUUGAGUUGCUGAAGAUUUCUGGCAAGCCACUCAUAUCUCCGAUCCCGCAAUUAAUCAUAAAUAACCAUGUUCUUCGAACCGUGAAGUGGCUUUCAAAAUUUUGGGUUAUGCUGUGAAACAAUCUAUGCUUGCUUCUAUCUUAUAUCAACCUUUGGCCUCAUCACAUAAAUGCUGAUACAUCCAAUAGUCUGCAAGGAAGAGAAUGUAUCUUAUUGGGAUGUUGAGUUAAUGAUCAAUCCUACAUAUGCCUAUGCCCAAAUUUUGGAAUGUUGCUCA